AUGGACUAUGACGAGCGCGGCUUCCUGAGCUACGAUGCGGCAAAGCACACAAAACACCCCGUCGAGCUCCUCAUCGAGCGCGGCAAGCGCACAGUCGCCGCCAUCGAGGCCCGCCUCGCCGCCGUCAACUCCCUCCAAGCCGCUGUGGCCGACUACAAGGCCGCAUACGGCAUGGCGCCCCCGCGCGGCUUCGACGCAUGGUUCAAGUACACGCAAAGCGCCAAAACAGUCGGCGCCGCGUCCAUGCUUUCCAUGGCCCAGAAGCCGUUUGUGCAAUACCUCUCUAUCCCGGCGCCCGAGCUGCGCCGGCGCAUCGAAAACGAGCGCGACAAGGAGCCCAUGUUCGCCCUCGAGUUUGUGCCAAACGGCGAGGGCGACUACGGCACCGAGUGCGAUGGCGAGCCAGACUGGUUCCCAGAGGAUUAUCAUAAACGCGGCCGCGGCCGCGUCAAGGUCCGCGGGCCGUUGGCGUGGAAGUUCCGCUGCAACAACACGCUCUCCCUUUUGCUUCCUGUACUCAAGCACCUCCCAGACGAGUUCUUUACCAUGUCGCCGCCCGUCACGAUCGUGUUCAACACGGACGACGGGCCACGAGGGCAAGUCCACCACGACUUCCAGACCCGCGCGGAAAGUAUGGGCAAAGUACUCAAGACGUGGUCGCCGCAACAGCUCGAGGCGGCGGAGAACGCUAUGCGCUGGACAACCGGGUGGCAGUGGGCAUGUCCGGAAGACAGCCCGCUGAAGCGCGCCGAAGUGGACAUUGUGCUCAACGACGCGCCGCUGCACCAGACCUCGGUCAAUCGCAAAGACUUUGUCGCCGACUACAACAUGGCCAUGGACGUGUGCUACAACCCGGAGCUGCGGGAACUUCAAUCCGCCGCGCUUCUGGACAUCCGCUUCGCAAACGUCCCGCUCACGCCGUACGUCUCGCAGUGCCGCACACUACGCAACUCGGACAUUGUCGGCGUGCCGCUCGACGGCGCAUGGGACGAAACGCAGUUCAUCCCAUGGACGGAGAAGAAGCCGAUGGUGUUCUGGCGCGGCACGGCAACGGGGGUGUUCCACGACCUGCGGCACCCGUGGCACAAGUCGCAGCGCGAGCGGCUGCACGUGUUCGCGAACAACAUGUCGGACGCGCAAGUGCCUGUGCUCGUGGACGCGGGCACGGGGGUGAAGACGGCGCACUUUCGCGUCAAGGACAUGACCGCGCGCUGGUUCGACAUCGGGCUCGCGGGCGGGCCGGUGCAGUGCGACGAAGCGGACGGGUCGUGUGCGCGUCUCGCGCAGGCGUUCAAGUGGCGCGAGUAUGUCAACAAGGAGGAAAGCGUCGCGAACAAGUUUGUCAUCGACGUAGAUGGGAACGCGUGGAGCUCGCGCUUCCGCCGCCUCCUCAGCUCGAACAACGUGGUCCUCAAGGCGUCAAUGUAUCCCGAGUGGCUCAGCCACCUCCUUGUGCCGUGGUACCACUACGUGCCGAUCCGUGCGGACUAUGCGGAUAUCUACGACAUUAUGGCCUUUUUCGAAGGCGCGCCCGACGGAUCUAGCAAAGGCCGCGACGACCUCGCACAAGACAUCGCCGCACAAGCGCUGCACCUCACGAAAACGCGCUGGCGCGACGAAGACAUGGCGUCGUUCAUGCUCCUCAUGAUGCUCGAGUACUGGCGCAUGGUGCACGACGACCGCGAGGCCGGCUCGUUCCGCCUCGGCCGCAUGCCCGCGGACGUGUAG
Messenger RNA from Cutaneotrichosporon oleaginosum, 1728 nucleotides. RefSeq lists its product as uncharacterized. The record is from RefSeq and is a predicted model, not a curated record. Lineage: Eukaryota; Fungi; Basidiomycota; Tremellomycetes; Trichosporonales; Trichosporonaceae.